ACUUCUCAAAGUGAUCUACGAAUGUUUUAAACUAUUUAAUUCCAUAAUUUGGCAAGAUAUUAAGAUUCUACAAGUCUUAAAAAUUUGGAAUAUUUUUACUUUACAAGUACUGUUAGCUAAAUUAUUGUUUAGUACAUAUUAAAGUUUUUAAAAAUUAUUUUGUCUCUGCAUGACAUACCCUCUUUAAAAUAGAAUGAGAUAAUACAUUAUUGGGAGAAAACAACUGAUAAGUUUGCAUAUGUAUAAAUAGAAUCAACGCGAAGGUUAAGUGAAAUACAUACUUAGUACAUAAAAACAAUAACAAAUUAAAUGUUAAUUAACACCGAAAGCACGACUCCAGGUACUUUAAAUUUCACAACCGCCAGAAAUAGCUUUGAAAGUUCCCCCUAUCGAUAGAAUAAUCGAAUGCACCCCCAAGUAGUUGUUGACUUCUGGGUCUUCAAUGUCACCAUCAUUAUCAUUCCAGUUUUCAAGCAGAUCACCUCAACAUGCCCAGUUUCAAAGAUAAAGUGAUUAUAGUGACCGGCGCCAGUUCGGGGAUCGGAGCGGGUACUUCAGUCCUCUUGGCCAAGCUCGGAGGCCUGCUGACCAUCGUGGGCAGGAAUGUGGAUAAGCUCAAGGAGACCGCGGAUCAGAUAGCGGCAGCUGGAGGGGCGCCUGCCCUUCAGGUGGCGGCGGAUAUGAACAGCGAGUCGGAUGUGCAGGGUAUCGUCUCCGCCACGUUGGCCAAGCACGGACGCAUCGACGUGCUGGUGAACAAUGCCGGGAUUCUGGAGCUGGGCAGCAUUGAGAACACCAGUCUGGAGCAGUUCGAUCGCGUCAUGAACACCAAUGUGCGGUCCGUCUACCAACUGACCACUCUGGUCACGCCGGAGUUGGUCAAGACCAAGGGCAACAUCGUGAACGUGUCCAGUGUCAACGGCAUCCGUUCCUUUCCCGGUGUCUUGGCCUACAACGUCUCCAAGGCGGCUGUGGAUCAGUUCACCAGGUGUGCGGCCCUGGAACUGGCUCCCAAGGGAGUCCGUGUGAACUCCGUGAAUCCCGGCGUGAUCAUCACCGAGCUGCAGCGACGAGGUGGACUGGAUGAGGAGGCGUACAAGAAGUUCCUGGAGCACGCCAAGAUCACCCAUGCCUUGGGUCGCCCCGGAGAAGUAAAGGAGGUGGCUGCGGCCAUUGCCUUCCUGGCCAGUGAUGAGGCCAGCUUCAGCACAGGAAUCAGUCUGCCCGUGGACGGAGGUCGCCAUGCCAUGUGCCCAAGAUGAGAAUCUACUUACUUAGCCAAAAUGCAUUUAUUUGCCUCCAAAGUUUGGAUGGCCAGUAUUUUAACAAUAUUAAAAAACAUUAAGCAAAUCUUA
Messenger RNA from Drosophila suzukii, 1355 nucleotides. Its product is annotated as cyclopentanol dehydrogenase. Gene Ontology annotation, molecular function: oxidoreductase activity. NCBI's taxonomy places the organism in Eukaryota, Metazoa, Arthropoda, Insecta, Diptera, Drosophilidae. The record is from RefSeq and is a predicted model, not a curated record.